Messenger RNA from Saccoglossus kowalevskii, 1741 nucleotides. RefSeq lists its product as uncharacterized. The record is from RefSeq and is a predicted model, not a curated record. NCBI's taxonomy places the organism in Eukaryota, Metazoa, Hemichordata, Enteropneusta, Harrimaniidae.
GGGCGCUUUUCCAACGAAUUGUUUGAGCUUUGCUUAUUUAAGGUUUUUAAAGCUCAGUUCUACACCAUUCGAUUUCAUCCCUGACUCACGCAACAGCACUGAGUGAGAAGAUCUGCUAAGAACACCUCUGUACAUGUUUAUGUCAAUAACUGAACACCAUGGGUUCGUCAGAGAGCAAGGUACAUGUCAUCUAUGAAGAUACCACAGACAAAGAUAUCAAAAGGGAGAUUAGGAAGGAACAAGAGGAAGCUCAAAAUAAGCAGCGGCAAGAAAAAAUAAAACAAGAGAACCUUGAAGCUGAAUUUAAAAAAGUCGAUCUAAAAAGAAACAAACUGCGUGAAUAUACAUUCGGAGAAUAUAAUCAUAUUGAAUCAUUUGAAGGUCUGGAUGUAUUAGAAUUUCAACAGCCGGGUGCUAUUAAAAUUGGCGUAUUUGGGCCUGCAGGUGCUGGGAAGAGCAGCUUCAUAUACACAUGUGAACGGAUUAUAAAUGAGAUCAAUAGAGGAACGGCUGAUGUAAAAACAGAAGGUGGAGAGGGCACUAUUCGUUUAAUGGAUUACCUCUACGGUGACUGGCAUUAUAAACUAGUCGACACAAGAGGAUUUGGGACAUACGGUAUAAGUGAGUUGGCUGCAUUCUCCAAUAUAUUGUUUGGUAACGUCACAGUAGGAAACGAAGUUGAUUUCAACAGUGAUGCCAGACCAGCUGAAGUAGGAGAGGAAGGAGACGUGUUUAAUUGGAUACACAGUGUUGUGUUCGUAGUUAGUGCUAAAGACCCCCGAAUAAAACAACUGGAAACGAGUUUGAAUCCAAUGCGAAAGUAUUUGAGACCCAGAGGUAUUGGUACAAUUACUGUCAUCACGCACAGAGAUCAAGUGGACGAAUCCGAGAUCGAAGAUAUAAAGACCAGCGUCUCGGCAGCCACUGGCAGCGCUAUAAAUCAUACAUUCUUUGUCACCAACUACACUGGAGAUAUACUCAGUCAACCUCCACGUCCUGACAUUGAAGGAAUAACCUGUGAUGUGCUGACCGCAGCUCUUAUCAUGGGCGAACGAUACAUUAGAAUAGCCAUGCGCAAGCAACAGAGAGAAGCUGGUAGCGGGGAGGCACAGACUAUUAAAACUGUUAACAGUUUGUUUGAGUCACUAAGAGAAAAAUUUCCGAUACCGGAACAUAAAUUACUCGUCAUUGAAAGAGAAUUAGAAAUUGCUGGGAUAUAUAACGCCCCUGAUCUCAAAGAAGCAUGGACGGAAGUGACUGAACGAAUUGAAAUUUCGAAACCUAUGCAAAAGUACAUAAGUAGUGUUCUAAGCGCAAAUUGAAAAAAAAAAAUCAACUCAACACAUAUUAUUUCACUGUAGAGAUAUUUGUCAGUAUGUAAUCAAAUCAUAUACAUUGCUCUACCUUCCAUGUUUAUCAAACAUGUACUAUUCGGCUCAACUAUUAAAAAACAGUAAUUUUGCGCUGGUUGCUAGUGGUUUUGUAUUAAUUCCCGAAUGAUCAUUACAUCUAGUUGAAAAUUAACGCAUAAGCUCAUAAUCCAAGGAUUUGGUAGGAAAAGAUGUUGGCGUUCAGAAACUUCGAAUUGUUAAUCGUUCUUAUUAGCAUAUUCACAUGUGUCUGAACAAUGCAUUAAUUACGUGUUGAGAAGACAGUGCCACGUCGUUUUAUAUGCAUAUCACAUGUGACAGUUUAAAUAAUAGAUUUGUCUACCAAAUUGUAGUGUUCGUUCUAGUAUUAA